AUUUUUUUGCAAGAUCCAGUAACAAAAAUCAAGGCAUGGCUUUAACGUGUGAAUUCUCAAGCAACUGCUUUAUGGGAAUAAAUUUCUAUGUUUGUACAGUCAUGAAUCAAACAGUAUCACAAUAUUGUGAGCUUAACAUUAUUGGAAAGCACAAAGACGGAUUAAUUAACAGAGACGUCAACGAAGUCAUUUUUGGAAGGUGCAAAAUGUCAAAGGUCCCAAAAGGAAUAACGAAAAUAUUCCCAAAUACGAAGGAUUUAUGCAUUUGGGGAUCAACAUUGACAGCUGUAGAUAAAAAUGAUUUAAUUGAGUAUAAACUUCUUGAAAGGAUUGAUCUCGGUGAUAAUAAGCUGGAAUUUCUAUCUGGCGAUCUUUUUGAGGGCUUUAAGAACAUAGAAGAGAUCUCAUUCAAUGGUAACUUCCUGAAAAUUAUUGAGCCUAACAUUUUGGAUGGACUUAAACGGCUGAAAUUUGUUGAUUUUGGUAACAAUCCGAAUUACAGGACAAUCUACUCGGAAUAUCCUGAAUACAAGCCUAAUGCAUCACUGGAUGAAGUCAAAUCGGAACUUAAUAGUGUUUUUAUAAGGAAUAUUAAGGCAUACAAGAGUAUUGUGAUAAAGAACUAUGAGAAAGAAAUGCUACACUUCCAGCAAGAUCACGAUAAGGAAUAUCCACAACCUGAAAGGAAUUUUGUACAUGAUGUCUAUAAAUACACCAGAAAUAAGAACUCUAAAGACUUUAUAAUAAAUAUUAGCGAUAAUGAGUUUUACGUCCACAAAUUUCUCUUCGCAGCAAGAAGUCAAACAUUUGCGGAUCUUAUCCAUAACAAUCCACACGUAGAGAAAUUAGACUUAAUUGAUAUUUCUGUCCAUACAUUCGAGAUAAUUUUAAAUUUUAUUUAUAAUGACGAGUUUCCCCUUAAUGAAGUAAAUGUGAACAUUCUACAUCUAUUUGCGGCUGCUGGACAAUUGAAAAUUAUAGACUUGAUGAAUUUUUCAGCCAAGCACAUCCUCAAGAUAAUGAACAAACAAAAUGCACUGGAACUUCUGAGAUUAAGCAACAAGUAUGAACACAAUGAAAUAAGGCAAAAGGCAUUCGAUGUAAUCAAGGCACGAUAUCCGAAAAUCACAUUCAAAGAUAAGCUGGUAAUGGAACCAGAAACUGUUUGCAAGCUGAUCGAAUUGUUUGAAAGAAAAGAAGAAGCUAUAAAGAAACUUGAGAAAGACUUUGAGAAUCAUAUGAAUGAGCAGUAGCUUUAGACCAGUGAGUCCAAUUGUUUAAAUUUUUAAUAUACAUUUUAAU
Molecule: messenger RNA, 1302 nt
Organism: Chironomus riparius
Lineage: Eukaryota; Metazoa; Arthropoda; Insecta; Diptera; Chironomidae
Source: the annotation of a GenBank genome assembly